Molecule: messenger RNA, 2066 nt
Organism: Scomber japonicus (chub mackerel)
Lineage: Eukaryota; Metazoa; Chordata; Actinopteri; Scombriformes; Scombridae
Gene: slc35g1
Product: solute carrier family 35 member G1
Exons: 5
Coding region: 122-1357 (411 amino acids)
Biological process (GO): regulation of cytosolic calcium ion concentration; calcium ion export across plasma membrane
Cellular component (GO): endoplasmic reticulum membrane; plasma membrane
Source: RefSeq, a predicted model, not a curated record
UAGGAGUUUGUAUGCUGCUGCCAAGGUUAGUCAUUAACCUUGUCUUCUCAGUCACUCAGGGCACCAGAGGCGGACAGUACUGUGUCCAAGGCAUGCUACCACCCAGCCGCCACAUCUUACCAUGGGUGACUGUAACCACUGGACACACGAGCGGGCUUUAACCGUACCGGACGACGUGACGGUUGUGUUUCAUAAAGUUGACAGCCAUGGCGAGAACAGCGGCGACCUCGACGAGUGUGUCGAGGAUGAGCACACAUCGGAGAGGAUUCACUUGCGAAGUAACCCUCGCCGUGUGUCCACCAGUGACUGUGAGGAUGAUGCCGAGGGGCAAGAGGAAGCGACAGGCAUUGAAAAUUCACCGGAAGGCAGCGAGAAGAAAACGCUGUGCCCGCCGGCGUUUUGCAUCAGAAACGAACCGGCAAACCGUGAAGGCCCAGAGAAACCAAAGAAAUGUCCAGGUCUCGGUUUGUUCUAUGCUUUCUUGGCCACAGUUUUCUUCUCCAUCAUUGCUCUCUUGGUAAAAACCAUCGAGGGAAUCCAUGCCAUAGAGAUCAGCGCCAUACGCUGCUUCUUCCAGAUGCUCUUUACUAUGCCGUUACUCAUCUACCACAAGACAGGUUUCCUUGGUCCCAGAGACAAACGUAUAUAUCUGGUGCUGCGGGGUUUCAUUGGUUCCAAUGCCAUGAUCCUGCUCUACUAUGCCGUUCAGCAGAUGCCGCUAGCAGAUGCCACUGUCAUCAUGUUCAGUAACCCCGUCUUUACCUCGCUUCUGGCCUGGAUUUUCCUGAAGGAGAGAUGUACAAUCUGGGACUGUGUCUUCACUGUUUUUACCCUCUCUGGAGUCAUCCUCAUCGCCCGACCACCAUUCCUCUUUGGCGAGCAUGUCGGUGGCAUUGAGGGCAACUACACUAAUCACAUCAAGGGGACUAUUGCUGCCUUUGCAGGAGCACUUGCGGCAGCUUUUACAUUUGUUGUCCUUCGCAAGAUGGGAAAAAGUGUCCAUUACUACCUCUCAGUCUGGUACUAUGCUGUCAUCGGUUUCAUCGAGUGCGUCAUCACUGUUUCCGUCCUUGGGGAAUGGAAAAUCCCAGACUGCGGCUGCGAUCGCUGGAAGCUGAUGCUGAUCGCAGUCCUAGGUAUCGCUGGCCAGACCUUCCUCACGAAGGCCCUGCAGAUUGAGAAAGCUGGACUCGUGGCCCUGAUGAGGACUGUGGAUGUGGUGCUGGCUUUCUUCUACCAGUUUGUUUUCUUUAACCGUGCACCGACCUGGUGGAGCCUUGGAGGGGCGCUGUGCGUGGUGGUGAGCACCAGUGGAGUAGCACUUAGGAAGUGGUACACCAACAAUCGCAAGGGCUGAGCAGGAGGAGCAACAUAGAAUACUUUAGUAUUACUAUUUAUUCUUUUUUCACUCUCAUAUGUGCUUGAUUCAUUCUGUAUUUUACUCGUAAUUUACAUGCAAACCUGUGAGGAGGUUUACAUUCUUUGGUGAGGUAAAACAGAAAUAGAGGGAUAAUCUAAUAGGGGCCAGUUAUGAGCUUGUGAUAGUUUUUAAGUGCAGUCGUUAUAUACAUAUUGAUUCUUGAGAAUCAACAUGCAUAAUUUAUUGUUAUGCAAUUGUUAUGAGAACAGCAGUUGAACCUUGCUGCCCCAAAUCUUUUGCUGCUCCCCUGGAGCCUGUGUAGCUAAUUCUAACUAGCUAACAUAUCCUGUUUACCCUUUGAUAAAAAUGUACACUGCCUAAAUGGGGUGAAAGCAUAAUUUCACUAUAACAAAGCAGUUUAAUAAAAGAUAUCCUCAGAUCCAUUUUCCCUCUACUUUAACCUUGAAUGAAAUAGCCAAAGAAAGAGUUAUAUUGCGUUGGGACCAUUCAGACGGUGUCAAAUAACUCAGCAAUCAUAAUAUACUAUAAAAGUAUAUGGCUUGCGUGUACUUUGUUGUGACAGUAUGUUUCAUUGUAUGUAAUAGGCACUAUCAAAGUCAUCAGUAUCUGCAAAAAAUAUUUCCUAUUAGCUGUGGUGCUUAGAAUACAGCUACAGUCAUUUUGUCAUCUGCAUUAACUCAAGAUA